AUGAAGCGUGGCUUCCUGUUGACAAAAGCCCAGCAGAGGGCCGCAUCGACUCAGUCUGCCGAGGAAUCAGUUAGUCCUGAGCCGAAACGAAAGGUACAACACACAAUGACGUUCCUGAAAUGCCCCUAAAUGACACAGUGCUCUGUCUGUGUUCACUCAGGCGAAGCCUCCUCCUCGUGUGUCUGCGGCCGUCAAACGGCACUAUCCGCACCUCGAGCACGCCUGCGGCCGGCCACUUCUUCUGCUGCAAGCCUCCCUCGGCCCCUCGCUCUUCCUCACGCCCACCCCUGCCAAGGCCCGGUGUCUGGUCAUCGACUGCGCCCACAGAAACACCCGCCGUAUGUGGGAAGCGGUUUCUCUCGAGGCGGCAUACCAGUGGGGCAUGGCUGCCAGGACUCUCGAGAAGAUCGUCAUCCGCUACCCAAAGCCAGCGGUUUCGCGGCGGGAGCGCAGCAAUGCACCAAUGUGGUGUAUGGGCAUGUGGGUGGCGAUCCUAGAGGGGCAUGCACACGGGCGGCAGCGGGCCGUCGCCGUGAAGAACAAGGCAGACAAGAAGGGCAAGGGCGAGAUGGAGGCGACCGGCAGCAGCAGCAGCAGCAGCAGCAGCUCUCAAGCGGCGUCAGUGGCAGCUUGCGAUGGGUCGCUGCGGGUGCUGGAGUUCGAGGCGGUGGACAUGGGAGGGCCGCAGGAGUGGGAGAAUGAGGACGACUACAAUGUGCCAUGCUCGGCCCCCUCUUCACAGCCCCUCCCUCCCAAGACUGAUGGUGGUGUCCCUCCCCGCAUCCUUCCCGUCCACCUGCCGGCCCUCACGGAGGUCCGCAACAUGCCCGUCGAAGUCGCUGCUGUACGCAUGGACCGCUCUUGGUGCGAUCGAUCGACACACUCCCACGAGAGUGAGGGAUCAGGCGUCCCUGGUGUGUGUGUGUGUGUGUGUGUGUGCAGGCAUACGCCUGGCAUUCGAGUCUUCACCGUUGGCAGCCACCGCAUCUACCCAUCGGUCGAGCUGCUCUCGUGGGCGCGGACUAAGUCCCCGUUCCUGGAGCGCCACGUGGAGGAGCUCGCCCGCAUCGUCCCCCGCGUCACCUAUCAGGGCCGACCCGAACCACACCAGCCGGCCGCUACCGCCAUGACACGAUCGACCUUCCCCCGAGCCGACUGCUUCCACCUAGCUGCCUAUUCGCUGACGCGCUACACGAUGCGCCGGGCGGUGUCCGUGGCGACGGCAAUCGGCAAGACCUACAUCCGCGUGUCUGGGGAGGAAGGGGAAGAUGCGGCUCCCAGGGAAUUGGCUGUCGAGUUCCUCAAGGCACUACAAGCAGCCCGGCUGAACGAGGGCAGUGAGACGGCACUGGACGUCCACUAUGCAUUGUCGCUGGGCGGCGAGGACGUGGGAUCCUUAUGGGAGACGCAUGCUGUCGAACUGUCCCCGAUCAGAUGCCUGGAGCUGUGGAUUACCGGUACGUACAGAUACGUGGCUAUGGAGAGGGUCCUGUGCAUGUGUGUGGAUGUGCGCCGCUCAGAUACGUUUCCACCGGGCGCCUGA
This is a messenger RNA of Vitrella brassicaformis, 1543 nucleotides long. The record is from the annotation of a GenBank genome assembly. NCBI's taxonomy places the organism in Eukaryota, Vitrellaceae.